Messenger RNA from Hemicordylus capensis (graceful crag lizard), 819 nucleotides. Its product is annotated as olfactory receptor 5I1-like. Gene Ontology annotation, cellular component: membrane. Gene Ontology annotation, biological process: sensory perception of smell; G protein-coupled receptor signaling pathway. The coding region runs from base 1 to 819 and encodes 272 amino acids. The record is from RefSeq and is a predicted model, not a curated record. The transcript has 2 exons. NCBI's taxonomy places the organism in Eukaryota, Metazoa, Chordata, Lepidosauria, Squamata, Cordylidae. Gene Ontology annotation, molecular function: G protein-coupled receptor activity; odorant binding; olfactory receptor activity.
AUGUGCGGUGGGGAUCAUGUAAAAGAAGUGUCAGAAUUCAUUCUAGUAGGAUUCACAGAAGAUCCACUGCUACGCAUUUCCCUUUUUGUGGUGUUUCUGACCAUUUAUGUCAUCACUCUUCUGGGAAAUCUUGGGAUGAUUGCAUUGAUUUGUCUUGACCCCCAUCUUCAAAAACCCAUGUACUUUUUCCUCAGUAACCUGUCUUUCUCAGAUCUAUGUUAUUCCACUGUCAUUGUUCCCAAAACACUGGUGAAUUUUUUGGCUGAAGAGAAAACCAUUCUGUUUGCUGGCUGUGCUGCCCAGUUCUAUUUCUAUGCUGUGUUUGCCACUGUAGAGUGUCUUCUGCUAGCAGCCAUGGCCUAUGACCGUUAUGUAGCCAUCUGCAACCCACUUCUCUACCCAGUUGUCAUGUCCCGGAAGAUGUGUAUUGGUCUAGUGUUGGCUUCAUAUCUGGUGGGGUGUGCCAAUGGUACGAUACACACUAGCACUGUCUUUCGCCUUCCCUUCUGCAGCUCCAACAUCAUUGACCACUUCUUUUGUGAUGUACCCUUCAUACUGAAACUUGCCUGUUCUGAUACUAUGCUCAACCGCACCCUGCUUUUCACAAUCUCUUCCCUGAUAGGCCUCUGUUCUUUCCUCAUCAUACUGAUCUCUUAUGUCUACAUUGUCAUCACCAUCCAGAGGAUCAGCUCAACGGAGGGAAGGAAGAAAACCUUCUCCACCUGUGCCUCCCACCUGAUGGCUGUCACCUUGUUUUAUACCACCAUCCUUUUCAUCUACUUGAAGCCCACUUCAAAUUACUCUGAAGGGCAAGACUAA